GUUUGCGGUUGUCGCCGGAAGGUCGCUUGCCUUUCUCUCUCUCUCUUGCAGAUGACCAGAGAUCUUUGUCACCUAACUUGAAAAAUAGUUGGGAAGUUGAGGUUUUCAAGGAGGAGCUGGGAUCGCAGGAAACUCCCCGAUUCCCUCCAAGAUGGGGGCUGCUCAAUUUUGAAGCAAUCGGACGGAGCAUCAGUUUCCCUUUGCUUCUCCCUUGCUGCUGCUGCUUUUGCCAAGGCGAUUGGUAGUACAGUAUACACAUAAUAUAUCCAUCCCUGCAUGAAACCCGAUGACUUCUGCAGGCGCCGUUUCCUCCCGGUGCCAUGAAGGAAAAGGCGAGGAAGAAGAGGGGAAAGUGCCUCCUUCUGCAGCAUGUUCCGCGUGAGCAAGCCCAGCAUCCCCAGACCCUUCGCCAAGAACUUGGAGGCUCUGGAUUCCGUGGAGAGCAUCCUGCUCCAUAGUGGCCUUGAACCCGAAUGGCUGGACAGCGUGCAGAAAAAUGGAGAAUUGUUCUAUCUAGAACUGAGUGAAGAUGAAGAAGAAACUGUCCUUCCUGAUAGCCCUCUCAAUGUGCCUGUGGUGAAUCAUGUCAGGUUUCGUGAAAAUGAAGUUGAAGUUAUUCAGGAGAGAUCUCGAAAAAACAGAAAGAGUAAAUGCAGACUGGAGAAGUUCACUAAAAUGUUACAAAAUAAAGGCCUUUUGUUGAGACAUUCUGAUAAGAAGAAAACAAGUAUGCAAGGUCAUGCCCCUGCCUCUGGUCCAGCUUCCAUAUUGAAACACCAUUCCACUCAGAAGAUGACAGAUGUAGUCCAACAACAGUACAAAGAAAUCUGCAUUUAUAUAAAUCCAAAGAGGCUAUCGAAUGUUGAAACAGGGGAAGAACUCAAACUCUUAGAAUCAUUAAUAGGGAUUAUCCAUCAGUCUCCAUGGAAGAAAGAAGAAAGGUAUAGAGACAGUUCUAAUGAAGAAAAACUUGUGGUACAUGGAUUAAUACCAGGCAGCCCAGCAAUAAAAUGUGGUCAUAUCUUGAAUGGAGAUGUCCUUGUUGCAAUAAAUGAUGUUGAUGUAAACUCUGAAAAUAUAGAAAGAAUUUUGUCCUGUGUUCCUGGUCCUAUGCAGGUAAAACUGACAUUUGAAACAUCAGUCUUUGAACCACCUGGAACAUCCCAACAUAGCUGUAGGCAGGUAGAAUCUUCCAUGAGUAACCUGCUGAAAGUAUUGUGGAAAGAUCAAAGCACUGAUCCUCAGUUCUCUAUCCAAAGUAUACCACAUAUUAUUAUGUAUCUGUCACUUAAAUUGGAUUCUGAUACAUCAAAGGAUGAGCAAGAAAUCCUUUACCAAUACCCCAUAUCGGAAGCCUCCCAAAAACUGAAAAGUGUAAGAGGCAUAUUUCUCACGCUGUGCGAUAUAUUGGAAAAUAUGACAGGAACUCAUAUUAUUAGUUCUUCCAUGUUUUUAUGUGGGAAACUGAUCCAUGUGGCUUACUGGAAGGAAUCUGACAACCUUCUUGUCAUUGGUCUCCCAGCUGAAAGUGUUCCUCUUUCUCAGCUAAGGAACAUGAUUACUGAUGUUGUCAAAAUUCUGACAUUCAUGUACAGUUCUCUGGACAGUGCUUUUUGUCUAGUAGAAAACACUUCACGGUUGGAUCAUUUCUUCAGCCUGUUCUUCCAGCAAGCCCUUCAGCCCACAAGGCUUAACUCAGAUGCCAGUCUAAGUAGUCACCAAUAUGAUAGCUGCAGUGCGUUACUUUUAUACAACUUUCCAGGGGUACGGUGGUUAUUGUUGCCACAAGAAAUUAAGAUAGAAAUUGAUACAAUUCUUAGUGACUUGGAGGCAGCAGACUUUGGAGAACUAUCUGAAGAUUAUUAUGACAUGAGACGAUUGUAUACGAUUUUGGGCUCCUGUCUCUUCUACAAGGGAUAUUUAAUUUGUACUCACUUACCAAAAGAGGACCUCAUUGAUAUUGUCUUGUAUAGCAGGCAUUAUGGCCUCUUGCCAUUGGCAUCAGAACAGCGAAUAGGUCAGUUAGUAGUAUGGCGAGAAGUGUUUCCACCAUAUCAUCUUCAACCAUGUAAGACUUCUUGUGAAGGAUACAGAGAACCCAAAGCAAGAUACUUUUUACUUAUAGUUGGUUUGAAACACUUCAUGUUGAGUGUUUUGCUGGAAGCAGGAGGCUGUUCUUCCAAAGCCAUUGGAAACCCAGGACCAGAUUGUAUAUAUGUAGAUCAGGUCAAGGCAACUAUCCUUCAGUUGGAUGGAAUAAAUUUGUGCAUAGAUGAGAUACUCGAAUCCCCUUCUACUCCGCUGGUGUCCUGUGUAGAUUGGUUCCUCCCUUCUUCCCAUGACAAAUUAGAAAGUUUGACCACUUUGUCUCUUCUCAACAAACUGCAUCAUACAACAACCUCCAUAACUUCUUCAGGAAACAAAAGAGUGAUUUCUGGCAGUUCUGGGCCUAAUCCAUUAAGAAAUAGUGGAUGUUCUGAUAUCGGCAGCAGUGGUCUUGAAAUAGGAAGUGGAAGCGUGAACCCACAUGCUGUGCAACUUAAAGGUCAUGGUGGAUUUGAUGGAAGUAAUAGUCUCUUUAAGAUCACUAAAAAGAAGCAUAUUCUUCCAAACCCAUUCAAUGUAGGAACCUUGAAAAGGAACCUUUCAGAUAAAGAAACCGAAUUCUAUAAUGUUAUGAAGCUGACAUCUGGUCCUGAGAAUACCCUCUUUCACUAUAUUUCUUUAGAAACAAUGCAUGGAAUUUUUAUCGCUCCAACACAUGCUGAAGUAGGACAGCUAGGAGGAACUAUCCAUCCUCAACUCAUCAAGAACUUCCAUCGCUGUUGCCUUUCCAUCCGUGCAAUUUUCCAGGAAACCAUGACUAAAAAAGCUGAGAAAAAGUCAAGAGCCACAAAAGCCUCUGACUUGAAUAAAGUGAAGGAACAUGGUGUACUCUUUGAAUGUUCUACUGACAACUGGACUGAUAAAAGGAAACCCCCACCAAGUAUAAUGUAUUGGGUUGUAGGGAGACUUUUCCUAGAUCCAAAACCUCGAGAGUUUUAUGUCUGCUUUCAUGACUCGGUCACAGAGAUUGCUGUUGAAUUGGCAUUCAAGCUAUCCUUUGGCUUAGCUCUGUAGAUGGAUUUAGCUGUACAGCCAUUGGAAAGGGAGCUCUAAAACUUCCAAGGAAAUCAAUUGUGCAUAUAUCCUUCAAGACCUCAACCAACUGAAUGUAAUGUUCCAUGCAAAAUGUAAUAGACUAGGAUCUUUGUGGCACAUUUGGAAUCCUGGGGAUAAAAGUUAAAUGGGGAAAUGUGAGAUGUUAUUUCUUCUCAGGUUAUCCUAUAUACAAAAGGAGCGACUACCUUACUUUAAAGGGCUAAAAUACUUUGUAAUACAAAAUAAUACUACAUAUCAUUAUGUAAAUUUAAAAAUAUUACUUGUUAUAAAGUAAAAUUGAGUGCAGAAAAGAAAGGGAGGGAUUUACCAUUUUGUUUUAGAAAUCUGUAUGUAAGCUAUUUUUGUAUGUUUUUUUUUACAAUAAAGGCAUAUGUUUGCAAAACAA
Messenger RNA from Anolis carolinensis (green anole), 3547 nucleotides. It is a transcript of the gene intu, whose product is annotated as inturned planar cell polarity protein. Gene Ontology annotation, biological process: establishment of planar polarity; cilium assembly; nervous system development. Lineage: Eukaryota; Metazoa; Chordata; Lepidosauria; Squamata; Anolidae. Bases 370 to 3120 code for a protein of 916 amino acids. The record is from RefSeq and is a predicted model, not a curated record. Gene Ontology annotation, molecular function: protein binding. The transcript has 16 exons. Gene Ontology annotation, cellular component: cytoplasm; cilium.